Lacerta agilis (Sand lizard) is the source of this 2742-nucleotide messenger RNA. RefSeq names its product solute carrier family 26 member 8 (gene SLC26A8). NCBI's taxonomy places the organism in Eukaryota, Metazoa, Chordata, Lepidosauria, Squamata, Lacertidae. Bases 12 to 2687 code for a protein of 891 amino acids. The transcript is spliced from 19 exons. Gene Ontology annotation, molecular function: sulfate transmembrane transporter activity; oxalate transmembrane transporter activity; bicarbonate transmembrane transporter activity. The record is from RefSeq and is a predicted model, not a curated record. Gene Ontology annotation, biological process: transmembrane transport. Gene Ontology annotation, cellular component: membrane.
AGUGUGACUAAAUGGACUCAAAUGAGAAUAUAGUGAAUGAGAGACGGCCACUGAGGGUGACAUACCACAUCAGCCGAAAAGUGUACAAUGAAGAAGAAUUCCAACAAGAUCAUGACCAGAAGAUUUAUGCCACACCCACCAGGGAAUUUGAUACCCCUCCAACGAGGCGGAAAAUCCAGUGCAGAUUCUCGUGGGUACUCUUCCGGAAGUUCAUUCUCAAUGUGUUUCCCUUUCUAAACUGGCUUUGUUCAUAUCGUGUCACUGAAUGGAUUUUAGGAGACAUACAUGCUGGCAUAAAUGUAGGGAUGGUGCAGAUUUUUCAAGGGCUGUCAGGAAUAGUGAUAACCGGACUACCACUACCAGUUAUCAAUAGUUUUUAUUCUUCAUUUUGCUGCUCUCUAGCAUAUGUCAUAUUUGGAACUUCACGUCAUAUGUCCAUUGGUUCUUUCAGCAUUUUGAAUGCAAUGGUGGCAAAUUUUCAGAACACCCUUGAUCUCAACUUAAGAAUGCCACUUAACGGAACUGUGGCCAACUUCUCAGAUGCAGCGUUUAUGGUCAAUUAUAUGGAAGUAUUAACUUACACUGCAUCUACGACCUUUUUGGUUGGGAUUAUACAGCUGCUCUUAUGCUGCAUUGGCUUGGGAUUUGUCACAACAUAUCUGUCAGAAAGUCUCAUCAAUGCUUACCUCACUGCAGCAGCACUACACGUUAUUAUCUCCCAGUUCUCCUUCAUUUUUGGGAUUGUAAUUGACUUCCAUUCAGGACCCUUGGCAUUUUUUUACAACUUGGUGUAUUAUUGCAUGGGCCUCCCAAAAGCUAAUUCCACCAGUAUACUGCUCUUCUUGCUAUGUGUACUAAUGCUGAGAGUCAGCAAAUGCAUUAAGAUAACUUACAAACAUAGUCCCGUUGAGUUUCCUAUGGAGCUUCUUUUGAUUAUUGUAUUUACCAUACUUUCCACCCACACCCAUAUGUACGCUGAAUCCAGUAUGGGAGUUUUUUCAAUGGCCCCCCAGAGAUUUCUGCAUCCUACAUUACCUGACUUUUCAAACCUGAAAAAGAUUUUAUUGCACGCUUCAUCCCUGGCCAUAGUGAGCUAUUUUCUUCUCAUUUUUGUGGCAAAGAAGUAUGGAAAUAUUCACAACUAUCACAUCAGACACACUCAGGACUUGAUGGCAAUUGGGCUAUGCAAUGUCACCAGUUCAUUUUUUAAAAGUUUUGCUGUCAGUUGUGCUCUUUCUACAACUGUUAUUCAGGAGAAGACAGGUGGAAAAACUCAGCUUGCAGCUCUCAUUGGAGUUUCCUUAAUGUUGGCAGUUGUGUUAAAGCUGGGGACCUACUUCCAGUACCUUCCUAAUGCUGUUGUGGCUGCUAUUGUACUGGUCAACAUGUUCCCAUUUCUUGAAAAAUUUAUGGAUAUCCCUUUCUUGUGGAGGCAAGAUAAAUAUGAUUUUGGAAUUUGGAUUGUGACCUUUCUGUCUGUAAUCUGUCUUGGUCUGGAUAUUGGCUUGGGAAUUUCUAUGGGAUUUGCCUUCUUCAUAAUAAGUGUGCGGUCACACAGAAUGAAGAUGUUGACACUGGGUCAGAUUCCAAACACCAAUAUUUAUCGCAGUUUUUCUGACUAUCCUGAGGCUAUAGAGAUUCAGGGGGUGAAAAUGUUCCAGUGCUGUGCCUCCAUUUCAACUGCAAAUAUGAAACAUUUCAAAUCCUAUAUUUUACAUAAGAUGGACCUGAAGGCUGUGCCACUUGAUGAACAUGAAAUGAGAGCAUUGAUGUCAGUCAGUAUGUCUAGCGUUAGACAGAAAAAGGAUUUAAAUUGUACCUGUGUUUGUGAGCCACCUGAAGCAUUACCCAGGGUACCUUACACAGAGAAACUUCUAAGGCGGGUUCGUACAGCUAAUGAGAUAUCAUCUGCUUCUUCUUUGGCAUUAAUACGCUGGUCAAGAAUUGAGAGCAGAUACCCUUCUGAGAUUCAUUACAUAGAAAGGGAAACGGGACAGGAGUAUGUAAAGAGAAAAGAAGAUCUCAACAGGUUAUGGUUUUGCUCAGACCCUCCUGUCACGAGAUCCACAACUCAUUUGCACCCACUUGAAUCAGAGACGUCCACUUAUAUGAUCCACACCAUUAUUUUAGAUUUCAGUAUGGUGCACUUUGUUGAUCUACAAGCUUCCUAUUUAUUACGAGAGCUGUGUCAUGCAUUUCAGAAUAUUGGUAUCACAAUCCUGAUAGCUGCCUGCCAUCCCACUGUAAUAAGGACCUUUGAAAAGCAUGAUUUUUUUGACCAGCGUGUUACUAAAGCACGGUUCUUUCCAACCUUACACGACGCAGUACUCUAUGCAGUGGAGCCAGAACUCUUGGAAGAGACUGUGCCAGUAGAACCUAGUAUUAACCUGCCUGAGGAAGUGUUGGCUGAAGUAACUCUAAAUGAGGAAAAGGAUAGAAGUCAACACUCAGGGAGGAGUCCUCAUUCAGAUAGGAGGAGCAUGCAGUCCAAUGGGAACAGAGAAACUACCUCAAUCAAAAGUGUACAGAGCGAAACUUACAUUGAUGAGCCCAUAUCAGAUCUUUUCCGCACUUAUUCUCUCCAGAGUGAUAUAGAGCCACUCCCUCAGCUUGAAACAUCUCCCAUUGAGGAAGAUGAAGAUGAUCAAGACUGGGAUGGAAAAUGGAAAUAUAACAGUGAUGUCUAAAUUAUGAGAUCUAUUAGAAUUAGCUACAUUAAAAAAUGGUGCAUAAGUGACAUGA